AUGACUGUCGAGCCUUCUAUCGAUGCGUCGUUAUUGGCUGCUGCUGCUGACAGCAGCAGCAGCAGCAGCAGAAUGGACGUGGACGGGGAUCCUUCGGGCAGCAGCAGCAGCAGCAAUUCAGCAGCAGCAGCAGCAGCAGCAGCAGCAGAUGAGGACGAGGACGACCCCAUAGUGGAGGUCUUGGACGUGUACCUGCGGCGGCUGGACGACGUGCUGGAAAGCAGCAGCAGCAGCAGCAGCAGCAGCAGCAGCAGCAGCAGCAGCAGCAAGAUGUUCGUGCUGCAGUACCCGCUGCGGCCGCAGGGGCGGCCCUACGGAGACCAGGGGCAGCUGCAGCAAAUGGCCUAUCGGCAGCAGCAGCAGCAGCUGCAGCUGCGGUAUGCUUUGCAUGCAGAAGGCCCGAACUUUGACCCGAACCACCCAGUAGCUGCUGCUGCUGCUGCUGCUGCUGCUGCAGCAGGCGGGGGCGCUGCAGCAGCAGCAGCAGCAGCAGCAGCAGCGCAGCACGUCCUCAAAAGCAAAGUCGUCAAAGGCACUUCUUGCAGCUAUGCUGUUGGACUUGUGAAAGAAAAAAAGUUAUUUAUAAUUCCAGUUCACAGUUUGCUGCAGUUCAAGCCGGACUUUGCUGCUUUCGAGGCGCUGCAGCAGCAGCAGCAGCUCAGCAGCAGCAGCAGACGCGCCGCCCACCACGCAGACGCAGCAGCAGCAGCAGCAGCGGGAGAGCAGCAGCAGCAGCAGCAGCAGCAGCAGCUUGUGCAGCCCCUGGGAGAAACCCGCGCCCGCAUUUCCCACAGCAAACAAAGAGAUAUAGAAGAGAGCGAACCCUGGCUGCCCAUCGACGCAUUUUACGAUGCGGAUUCUCCUGAGGCAUAUGACUUAAUAAACUCUUUUGUAGACAACUAUGAGGCUGCUGCAGCAGAGGACGGGCUUGGGAUGAGCGUCUUCGGGGUAUCUGCGCAGCAGCAGCAGGAGCGGAAGCAGCAGCAGCAGCAGCAGCAGCAAAAGCAGCAGCAGCUGAAGCAAGAUGUAGUUUUUCUUUCGGAUUUGUCUUCUUACUUUGCAACAAUUUGCCAGCAGCAGCCUGGCAGCAACGACGCAGCAGCAGCAGCAGCAGCAGCAGGACCUCUCAGCUACGCUUCCCUGCGGCGGCUGCCUCUAGAGCAGCAGGUGUCUCGGAUAAUGGGGCAGCUGCAGCUGGCUUCGCAUGCAACGGUGAAGCGGCUGCUUGCUGCUGCUGCUGAGGAGCAGCAGCUGCUGCAGCUGCUGCUGCAGCAGUGCUAUUUAGUUAAUGGCAAUUGGUGCUACAAAAGCAGCUUGGCUUGUGCUGCUGCUUACGAGGCUGCAUGCAGAGAUUUGCUGCUGUGUCUGCUGGUCAGGGACAGCCAGCAGCAGCAGCAGCAGCAGCAGCAGCAGCAGCAGCAGCAGCAGGGCCGAGCGGGAGUCGCCAAGGAGGCCUUCAGAGCUGCCACCAAACUGCCCCCAGAAACUGCAGACAAACUGCUCAACCAGGUGGCGGUGUGCGUGUCUUCCUCGUGGCAGCUGAAGCUGCAGCACGACGAGGGUUUUGCUGCUGCUCAUCCGAAACUUGCUGCUUACUUUGCUGCUUUUUGGAGCCGCAGAUUAAAAGAAGUUGUGAAGGAAAUUCAAAUCAAAAGAGACUCUCAGGACGCAGCAGGCGCUGCUGCUUCUUCUGCAGAAGUGCAGCAAAUGGGAAAAGAAGUGCAGCAGCUGCUGACGGACUUUGGGGGUUUAUCUUUUGAACAAAUAAAAAAGAAAUUAAAAGAAAAGAGAGACUGGCUGACUGACGAGCAGCUUAAUGGGGUUUUGGUGAACAACGCCAUGCACGUCAACGGCAUUUGGGUUUUGAACUCCCUGGGAAACCCUCAAAUAGAUGCUGUUCGUUCUUCCCUCAUUAAAGUCUUCAGCAGUCCCAAUCCGCCCAACACCAAAAACAAGAUUUUGGAGGCUGUGGAAGCAGACAUGCAGAGAAGAGUCGCUUUGCCAGACUUCACUCUCCGCAAACUCCUCAGGGAGUUUGCAAAGAAUGAAAAUGGCCUUUGGAACUUCAAGGGAAGCAAAAGCACCGAAGAGAAAAAUGAUUUAUCUGAACUUGCUGCCGAAGCAGCAGUUCUUAUGGCUGCAGCAGUGGCAGCUAUUGCCAAUACGGCUGUCAAUUCAGCAGCAGCAGCAGCAGCAGCUGCUGCUGCUGCUGCUGCUGCAGCAGCCAUGCUUGUGCAGCAGCGCCACUUCGCUGCUGUGGUGUCGGCAGCAAACUCCAGGGUCUCUGCUGCUGCAGCAGCAGCAGCAGCAGCAGCUGCUGCUGCUGCUGAAUCAAGAUUUGCGUCGGGCUUCCAUCGCCGCUUUGCUACAAACUGCAGCAGCAGCAGCAGCAGCAGCAGCAGCAGCAGCAGCAACAGUGGCAGCAGCAGCAGCACGAACAAGGCCACUUGUGCGUGUGGGCUGCAGCCUGCUGCUCCUGCUGCUGCUGCUGCUGCUGCUGCUGCUGCUGGCUUCUGCGGGUUUAGGGGCAGCGGCGUGAAGUGGGGGGAAAUGGAAUUCCUCAGCAGCAGAAGCAGCAAACCGGGGGGGCAGAGCAGCAACAGCAGCAGCAGCAAAGUGCAGCUGCGGCUGGAAAUAAGGAAGCAGACUUGGCUGUGUCUGCUGCUGCAGCAGCUGCUGCUGCAGCAGCAGAAGCACGCCGUCACAGCAGCAGGGGUGCUGCUGCUGCACUGCCAAGCCACCUCGUCGCAGCAGCAGAACAAAGCCAGGGUCAAGCAGCAGCUGCUGCUGCUGCUGCAGCAGCUGCUGCAGCAGCAGCAGCAGAAGCAGCAGCACAUCCCUCUCGAGGAAAGAAAAACCAUUCAAGAAAAAAGAGAAAGAAGAAAUAAACUCUUCGAAGAAAAAAGGAGAAACGCUUACCACAGAAAAUGGUUCUAA
Eimeria necatrix is the source of this 2937-nucleotide messenger RNA. Its product is annotated as SIN-like domain-containing protein, putative. The transcript has 10 exons. The record is from RefSeq and is a predicted model, not a curated record. Bases 1 to 2937 code for a protein of 978 amino acids. Gene Ontology annotation, cellular component: nucleus; RNA polymerase III complex. Gene Ontology annotation, biological process: DNA-templated transcription; translational termination. Gene Ontology annotation, molecular function: translation release factor activity. Lineage: Eukaryota; Apicomplexa; Conoidasida; Eucoccidiorida; Eimeriidae.